Messenger RNA from Racocetra fulgida, 159 nucleotides. Lineage: Eukaryota; Fungi; Glomeromycota; Glomeromycetes; Diversisporales; Gigasporaceae. The record is from the annotation of a GenBank genome assembly.
AUGAGUUUAAUCAUAAUUGAAACAAAUCUAAGGAGAGGAAUUGAAAGUCAAGAUAAAAGCAAUGAUGAGGAAGAUUCUAAUACGGACAAAGGCGGCUUAGUUUAUGAUGAACAUUAUGAGGAAGGUGAAGAAUUAAAUGUCGUGCAAGAUUGGGAUUAA